Plasmodium yoelii is the source of this 642-nucleotide messenger RNA. RefSeq names its product fam-b protein. The record is from RefSeq and is a predicted model, not a curated record. The transcript has a single exon. Lineage: Eukaryota; Apicomplexa; Aconoidasida; Haemosporida; Plasmodiidae. Bases 1 to 642 code for a protein of 213 amino acids.
AUGCAAGAAACUAAUUUCAGCAUAAAUGAUUUUUAUGAUUCUACUUUGAGCAUUUUAGAUAAGCAUGAUGGGGGCAAUUGUGGUGAAGAAGAAAAAAUAUAUACUAAUAAAACUAUAAAAUUGAGCCCAAAGGAUUCUAAAUAUAUUGAUAUAUUAUCAGAAUUAAAAGAUAUAGAAAAUGAAGUGAAAGAAUGCAUUAAUGAAAUUGCGAGCAAAUUAGAAAUAUCGAAAAAAGGAAACGAUGAUAAUGGGGAAUAUGAACUAUCAGUGGAAUCAAAUGUAGAUAAAAGGAUAAUAAAAAAGGAUAUUCAUCUCCUUGUAUCGAGAAUUGAAGAUUUAAAAGAACUGAAACAUAGUGAAAAUAUCUUGAAUGUAGAUAAUAAUUACUUUGGAAAUAAAUAUAAUGAAGUUAUUUCAGGAAGUAGUUAUGCUGUAGUCAAGUGUGAUUCAAGCUUUAAUGAAACGUACAAAGAUUUCAUGAAGAAUCAUGUAUUACUAUUUGCAGUUACAUUAAUGUGUUUAUUUUCAGGAGGGUUAGCAAUACCAUUGGUUAUUUUAUUAUUACCGAAAGCGAAAUACACCAUUAAGAAGCUAUGGAAACUCAGAAAGUUAUUCAAAAAAAAAUCACGCAUGAUAAAAUAG